AUGCGAUGGAUGGACACUGUGCCGUUGACCGUAUUUGCCUGUUUGAUGACUAUCGUCAACUCAGCUCUGCAGUGCAACUAUGAACGAGCGGCGAAGUACUAUACAAUAGCUGUGCGACAUAUUCAGGACUACAAUGCAAGGUCCUCAAGAAAUCCAUGCGAAUAUGGGAUACUCCGAAGCGUUCAGCGGAUGCGAAUGGCUUUGAACGAGAUGAUGGCCUUGUGCAAUAUCAUGGCUUGUCAUCCAAGCAUGGCAAUGGAUAAUAUCCGUGACAUGGUGCAGUACAGUCAGCGACAUGGCGGGGUGUUAUUUGAGGAGUUCGGACCAGCUAUUCAGUCUCUGCUGGGCCAUUACUGCUCUUAUCUUCGUGAACCAGAAGCUGCAGAAAAACACUUUCUUGCUGCUACUAAAUUUAAAUCAUGCAAAGACAAGAACAUGUGGGUGAUGGCCCAUGUGAAUCUUGCCAUCACCUACCUUGCUCAGUGCAAGCACGCUGAGUUCUACGAAAUAGCUGACCAGUUAACACCGAACCGAAUAUCGAGUUGCUCAUUGAUCGUUCGUAACAACGCUCAGUUUCUGCAUGCCUUCCACGCCUAUCUUCUGAACAAAAUAGCGGAAUGCAGGACGUUAAUAGCGGAAUGUAUGGAAACGGCAAAAACAGAAGAUCUGUUCCGGCUUCAUGGCCUUUCAGUGUUACUGUUUUCGAUUUUCGUCCCGGUUAACGCUGAGGUAAUUCUACCAACGCUGGAUUGGAGUAAGAAAAGGUCAUGA
Messenger RNA from Cooperia oncophora, 771 nucleotides. The record is from the annotation of a GenBank genome assembly. Lineage: Eukaryota; Metazoa; Nematoda; Chromadorea; Rhabditida; Trichostrongylidae.